Messenger RNA from Candidula unifasciata, 1740 nucleotides. NCBI's taxonomy places the organism in Eukaryota, Metazoa, Mollusca, Gastropoda, Stylommatophora, Geomitridae. The record is from the annotation of a GenBank genome assembly.
AUGGGACUUGUUGGAUUUUUGUUGCACCGAUUUGCUCGUAAGAAGAUCAUAACAGAAAAUGAUCUGGAGGAGUCCACUCUCAACAGAUGUCUCACUACAACUGACCUCAUUGGAUUAGGCAUAGGCAGCACUUUGGGAGCUGGUUUAUAUGUUGUGACAGGACAAGUAGCCCUGGAAAAUGCUGGCCCAUCGGUUACAAUAUCUUUCCUUGUGGCUGCUCUGGCUUCUGCUUUGGCAGGUAUAUGUUACGCUGAGUUUGCUGCCCGUAUUCCCCGCGCUGGUUCAGCAUACGUGUACAGUUACGUGACUGUUGGAGAGCUGAUGGCGUUUGUUAUUGGAUGGAAUUUAGUUCUUGAGUAUGUUAUUGGCACAGCAAGUGUUGCUCGAGGAUGGAGUGCAUAUUUUGAUUCAUUAAUUGACAAGAAAAUCUCCAAGUUUUUCAAUGCAACAAUGCCGAUACGUAUCAGUGAGUUGUCAGAGUAUCCAGAUUUCUUCGCCUUUGGAAUAACACUUCUUCUAACAGUGUUGCUGGCUGCAGGAGUCAAGGAGUCCACCAGGUUCAACAAUAUAUUCACCUGUGUUAACUUAUUGGUUGUUCUCUAUGUGACCAUAUGCGGCCUCUUCAAGAUCGAUUUUAAGAACUGGCAACUCGAAAAUGUACCAGCAGGAGCUGGAAGUGGUGGUUUCAUGCCUUUUGGAUUCUCAGGAACAAUGGCUGGAGCUGCAACCUGUUUCUAUGCCUUUGUCGGGUUUGACUGCGUAGCUACCACAGGUGAGGAGACAAAGAACCCACAGAAAUCAAUACCCAUUGGCAUUGUGGUCUCUCUGCUGCUGAUAUUCCUGUCCUACUUCAGUGUGUCGGCGGUCAUCACGUUGAUGUGUCCAUAUUACCUACUGGACAGAGAUGCAGCUCUCCCCGCAGUCUUUGACCGUGUUGGGUGGGGAGUGGCUAGGUACAUUAUAACAGCAGGUGCUGUCUGUGGCUUGUCUACAAGCCUCCUUGGUGGCAUGUUUCCCCUCCCAAGAAUUCUGUAUGCAAUGGCAAAUGAUGGAGUAAUUUUUAGGUUUAUGGGGAAAGUGUCCGAGAGGUUCAAAACACCCCUGAUUGGGACAGCAAUUUCAGGAUUGUUUGCAGGGCUGAUGGCAAUGAUGUUCAACCUGAAGGAACUUGUAGACAUGAUGUCUAUAGGAACACUGUUGGCUUACACUCUUGUCUGUGUGUCUGUGCUUAUUUUGAGGUAUGAGGCUGAUGUGAAUCUUCACGGCAGCAUGAGUGUUACCAAGAUGGAUGCUGCCACACGAGCAGCAACAACAAUGGAACCAUUUUUCAUACGACUUUUGAUAUCACCUGAAAGCAGCCAGCCAACACGUCUUACCUCCAGAAUAGUCAAAAUUUCGGUAGCUUUUAUGGCUCUGUUUAUUACAGCAUUUUCCGCCUUUUUGAUAUUUGCUGCUGAUUACCUUUCUGAGAUAGAAAUCUGGGCAAUAAUUGUUGCUGUGAUAUUUGGGCUGCUGGUUUUGUCAUGUGGCAUUGUAAUUAUUGUUCAACCUCAGAGUAGGGCAUCAUUACCAUUUAAGGUUCCAUUUGUGCCGCUACUGCCAGCAGUCAGUGUAUUCAUCAACAUCUACCUGAUGUUGAAACUCUCUGCUAUGACCUGGGCUCGGUUUAGUAUAUGGAUGUUAAUUGGUAAGACAUUUGCUUCUCUUUCUGAUAUAUUAUCAUUACAAAUCUUUGCAUGA